Molecule: messenger RNA, 2484 nt
Organism: Vigna unguiculata (cowpea)
Lineage: Eukaryota; Viridiplantae; Streptophyta; Magnoliopsida; Fabales; Fabaceae
Product: O-fucosyltransferase family protein
Cellular component (GO): endosome; cytoplasm; Golgi apparatus
Source: RefSeq, a predicted model, not a curated record
AUGAAAGGGGAACUGAAAAUGAAGUCAAAGAUGAAAUGGGUUGGCCUGUUUGGCCUCGUGCUCUCUGCUUUCUCUAUCUUUAUUCACUUCCUUCUUGCUAGAUUCACUCAAAUGGGUGCUGCAGACUAUGAGUCCUCCAUCACAAUCUUCUCUUGGAGACCCAUCUUCGAGAAACCGAUUCCCCCCACAAAUAGUCCCUCUCAUAGAAGAUUAUGGGGUCCGGUGAAGCGUCUUGAAUCACUGUAUCCGGAUUCAAAUCCGCAAGGAAAUUAUGCUGAUCCUGUUUCACAAACAAAUGGAUUUAUUUUUGUUCGGAUACGAGGUGGUUUUCAUGAGAUCAGGAAUUCGAUAUGUGAUGUUGUUGUGGUUGCUCGACUCCUCAAUGCUACAUUAGCUAUGCCUGAGAUCCAAUCAACAACCAGCAGCAAGGGAAUAAGCUCUCAGUUCAAGAGUUUUGCAUACCUAUAUAAUGAAGAGCAAUUUGUCCUAUCAUUAGCAAAAGACAUCACUGUUGUAAGAACUCUUCCAAAAGAACUAAAAGGUGCAAGGAGAAAGAAAGAGAUACCUGUCUUUAGAGUACCAUAUUCAGCAUCACCUUUUUAUUAUUUUCAUCAUGUUCUCCCUGUAUUAAAGUCACAUUCGGUGGUUGAACUAGUUGUUUCAGAAGGUGGAUGCUUGAAGGCCACUCUUCCUCCCGAUUUUGAAGAAUAUCAAAGGUUGAGAUGCAGAGUAUCUUUUCACGCUCUUAAGUUUCGACAAGAAGUCCAGGAACUUUCUGCUAAGAUUUUGCAGAGGUUACGAGCUCCUGGCCGUCCAUUCAUUGCAUUUGACCCUGGCAUGACUAGAGAAUCUUUAGCAUAUCAUGGUUGUGCUGAACUGUUCCAGGAUGUACAUACUGAACUUAUUCAACACAAACGGUCUUGGAUGAUUAAACGUGGAAUUGUCAAGGGGAAGCUUUCAAUCAACUCGGCCGAAGAAAGACUAAAAGGCUCCUGUCCUUUAAUGCCUGAGGAGAUUGGUACGCUUCUGCGUGCAUAUGGAUACUCAAGGGAUACGAUUAUAUAUGUAUCUGGGGGAGAAGUCUUUGGUGGACAAAGGACAUUGAUCCCUCUUCAUGCUAUGUUCGAAAAUGUUAUUGAUAGAACUUCUCUAAGCACUCCUUGGGAGAUGAUUAGGCUCUAUGGGCAAGAGGUGAAGCUUGUUGAUACUCCUGGACCACCACCUUUCACUGAAGAAGUAACAAAACGUGCAGCUUGGAAAAAUGCAGGUCCACGUCCUCGCCCGCUUCCUCCGCCUCCAGCGAGGCCGAAAUCAUACAACAUAGAAGGUUGGUGGGGUUGGGUUGCUGAGAGUGAUAACGAGCCUGAUAGUACAGUUAUGGAACUGAGGACCAAUGCCCAUAAAUUACUAUGGGAGGCUAUUGAUUAUGUGAUUUGUGUUGAAGCUGAUGUAUUCAUCCCUGGAUUUGACCUUGACGGUAAGGGGCAUCCAAAUUUUGCUAGCUUGGUGAUGGGCCACAGGCUAUAUCAGUCAGCAGCAUCAAAGACAUUUAGACCUGACAGAAAGGAAGCUGCUAAACUUCUAGAUGAGAUUCGGCAGCACAUGCAUCAUGCAAACCGUACAUGGUUAGAAUCAGUUCGCAGGCAUUUGACAAAAACAUUACUUGAUGGAAUUAUAGAAGCAUCAAAUAAAUCAAAGCUACAAUCCUUUCUCUCUCAUCCAGUACCUGAAUGCUCUUGUCUCCGGCGUGACUCCUUUGAAGUAUCAAAGAAUUCUUCUAGCCCUUCAACUUCCCAAUUAUGGAAAGCUCUCAGUGUCACUCGCCGGUGUCCCGCAUGGAUGGACAGCGGUCCAAUUUCUCUAUCGAAAGAUAAGGAAAAUGAAGAGGUUGUAGAUGAGGAUGAUUCUGUAUCCGAGUUAUUCUUUAGAGAAAGUGCUGAAAAUCAUGAAGGUGAUGCAGAAGUGAACAAUAAAGAAGAAAAUCAAUUUGAGGAUCAAGAAGAUGAGGGUGGGGAUAGGUGACAUCAAGCUUAUGUGUUGCUGGUUCAUCUGGCAAUUAAUAAUGGAUUUGCAUUCUUCAGAUUCAUGUACAUAAUCAAUUGCUGCUUCCAAAUGUUGCUUACUGGAUUCAGCUUUGGGUGAGAGAAGCACUAAAAGCCGCGUAUAUAUGGCUCUGAACUUCUGAAAUUCAGAAAACAUGUUUGCUGAGAAUCAUCAGAUGACAUUAGUUUUUUCUCUUUGGCUCAAGUUCUCAAAUAUAUAGGCUAAUUUGUUGACAACAUUGUCAGUUUUGUUGUAACUUUGCAUGAUCUUCGUGAUUAAUAUUAGGUUUAAGUGCAGUUUGAAUUCUUUGCUACUAAAACUUCCUGCUUUUUGCUGCACAUACUCAGACUGUACUAAUUUAACUCAUUUUUAUACCUGGUGAGAGAAGUAAAUCAUCACCCAUAUUAUUUACUUAAUGAAUACACCUAAGAUAUUGUUAUA